Molecule: messenger RNA, 2377 nt
Organism: Anastrepha ludens (Mexican fruit fly)
Lineage: Eukaryota; Metazoa; Arthropoda; Insecta; Diptera; Tephritidae
Exons: 2
Coding region: 365-1249 (294 amino acids)
Source: RefSeq, a predicted model, not a curated record
UGUUCAUAUGGGUCUGGCCAGACCCAUUCGAUCUUUAAAUGUAUGUAGAUCUUUUAUUUUUAAUAUCUGAGGCUUCUUAGUCCAUGACUUCCUAAAAUGUAGUGUGCUAAACACAAUGAAGUAGCAAAAUUAAGAUUUUUGCUAUAUUUGUUGUAGAAAUAAUAAUUUUAAACUAAUUUCGUUAAUUAAGCUCACAUGGGUCUGUGCAGACCCAUAUACGCUUCUCAUGUAAAUUGGUUAACCGUUAGGUGUAAACAACUAAACUGUUAGCGGAGGCAGCGGCAGAGAUAAUUUUUUAGUUGACAUUUGAAAAUUAAAGUGAACACGUGUUUUUUAAUUAGUGGGAAGGGUUUUUUUAAAUAAAAUGGAACAAGUAAAUAGGGAUGAAGUUGAUGUGAUGAUGCGUUUGCUUCGUAAGCUAAGUGCAGCAAAUGUGAGUCCGGAAGAACGUCAGCGACUUCAGGCACAAAUUGAAGAAAUUAUGGGACAGGAGCCCGAUCCAUUUGAAACAAGUGGCGACGUAGAAGAUGAUGAAUAUUUACCAGAUGAAGAUGACUUCGGUGAAGCAUCAGAUAUAGAACAGGAAAUCGAGUUAGAGGCUGUUCUGGAUGAAAACCAUGAUGAUAUUGAGGAUUUGUAUAGAGAAGCUAUCGCCCUUCAGGCUUCAACCACAAUGGAAUCAUGCAGCACAUCUAUUACCCAGGGCCUUAUAUACAGGUCGAAAGAUGGUAAGAUGUGGAAUUCAAAUCCUCCACCACCUGGAAGGCCUCGUUGUCACAAUGUUACAACUUUUGCUCGUAAAGGGCCACUACGAGGAGCGUCACCGAGUCAUAAAGCUCUUUUCAAGCUAUUGCUGUCUCCUGAAAUCGAAAGUAUCAUUGUGCGGGAAACCAACAGAAAAGCCAUUGAAGCGUUUCGUCUAUGGAAUGAAAAGUAUCCCAGUAAUAAUCAGCGUUCUUCGGUAAUGACUAACGAAGACGAAAUGUAUGAUUUUUUUGGGAUGCUACUUAUUGCUGGUGUAUUCCACUCGAAUUCUCAGCCAGCGAAAGAAUUGUGGGCCAGUUACAAUAUGCCAAUGUAUAAGGCCACUAUGUCAUUGAAUCGGUUCAAGAGCUUAACUACUUUCAUCCGUUUCGAUAACAGUGGUACUCGUGCUGAGAGGUUGAAGCAAAGCAAAUCUGCUGCCCUGGACGAUGUAUGGCUCAUGCUGUGGGCCGAUUUUGAGAAAGCAUACACUAACCGUCGAUGAACAGUUAUUUCCAUAUCGUGGGCGCACUCGAUUCACCCAAUAUAUUCCAAGUAAGCCGGCAAAAUAUGGCAUGAAAGUGUGGUGGAUUUGUGACUCUGUUUCAAACUACCCUUUGAAAGGUAUAAUUUAUACCGGAAAACCACCAGGUGGCCAGCGAGAAACGAAUCAAGGUGAACGGGUCGUCAUGAAAUUGAUUGGAAAAUUAUAUGGACAGCGGUAGAACUGUUUAUGCUGAAAAUUUUUUUCAACAUACAACUUGGCAGAAAUGUUGAUGGAUCGUAGAGUGGCUUUCGCCGGUACCGUAAGAAAAAAUAAGACCUUCAUUCCACAUGAAUUGCUUAACCCGAAGCGUGAUGUUUAAAGCACUUUAUUUUGUUAUCACAUUAAUAAUAUCGCUCUGUGCUCGUAUAUGGCAAAGCCGAAAAAGCCAGUAAUUAUGUUAUCCACUGCCCAUUACCGUCAAAGCACCGAUCCAUUGAAAGGAUUCAAGCCAGAUCAAAUUUUGGACUACAAUAAAUUUAAAGCGGGGUAGAUACAAUGGAUUAAAUGUUGACUGGCUAUUCGUGCAAACGCUCGACAAACCGUUGGUCACUGGCAAUGUUUUAUAAUAUGCUUGAUAUUGCCGGUUUGGCCCCAUUCAUCAUCUAUGACGAGCUGAAUCCGGCAAAGCAGAGUGAUAAGAGGCGCUAUUUUAUCAUUGAAUUGGCACGGCAGCUAGUUAUUCCACAUAUGACGAAACGGGCGACUAACCCAUUAGUAUGGAGGUUUGCUCAUAUAAGACAAGCAAUGAAUCUUUUCAAUAUCAAGGUACCGGAAUCUUGUCCAUCGACAUCAGAUGCAGCACAGCAACAAUCAUAUGCUCAAGAUGCUUCAACACGGUCAUCGUGCUACCAUUGUGCUGCUUCUUCUUCGAAAAAGCGACGUAAAACUCGUUAUAACUGCAGCAAAUGUAAUCGUCCCAUAUGUCUUAAUGAACAUUCCAUGCAACUAUAUAGUUGUAAACCCAAUUAAUACUAAUCCGUUCAAAUAAAUAAAUAAAAUUAUUUUUAAAACCGUAUUUCUUACAUUAUUUGUAUGGGUCUGGGCAGACCCUUAUGAUGCACUUACCGCAUCAUAAGGCACCGAACA